Molecule: messenger RNA, 1479 nt
Organism: Paramisgurnus dabryanus
Lineage: Eukaryota; Metazoa; Chordata; Actinopteri; Cypriniformes; Cobitidae
Source: RefSeq, a predicted model, not a curated record
AUGACGGAUUCAUCACAGCUAUUUGACACAACUAGAUCUGGCUACAAGGACUCCAAGUUCAUUGUUUUUGAGAAGUGCCUGCUGGAGCUUUUUGAAACCUGUCCCAUAUGUAAACGGGUAUCUGAUGUGAGGCCACGCAGACGCGGCACCUUCUUGGCAGUUGACCAGAUUUGUCAUCACUGCAAUUUUUUUCGACAGUGGAAAAGCCAACCUGUGAUUGGGAGCUGCCCCACUGGAAACCUUCAACUGUCGGCAGCCAUAUAUUUCACUGGCACUUCAUUUUUCCAGUUACAAAAGGUAUUCAAAGCCAUGCAUCUGAAAAGCAUUGGACACUCCACAUUCAGACGGCAUGCUAGAAGUUACUUGGAGCCUGCCGUGAUCCACAAAUGGCAUGCGUUCCAGGAAUCUGAAUUUGAGCACCUGAGGCAGAGACCAGUCAAAAUUGGUGGUGACAUGAGGGCAGACUCACCAGGCCACUCAGCAAAAUACGGUAGCUACAGUCUGAUGAACCUGGAAAACAACAACAUCAUUGACAUUCAACUUGUGCAGAGCAAUGAGGUUGGCGGGAGUCACAAUAUGGAAAAAGAGGGGCUAAAAAGAAGUCUCGAGCUUCUUGAAUCCAAAGGUGUGGCUAUUGAGUACAUCGUCACAGAUCGGCAUCCUCAAAUACAAAAAUUUCUUAGAGAGCGCAGCACACAGCACUUCUAUGACGUCUGGCACUUUGAAAAGGGUCUGUCUAAGAAACUGGACAAAAUUUCCAAAGACAAGGACUGUGCAGUUGUGAAGAAGUGGCAGCGUGGCAUCAGAAACCAUGUUUAUUGGUGUGCAACCUCAUCAUCCACAGGGACAGAGAAGGUUGCAAAAUGGACAUCGGUUGUGAACCACAUCCAAAACAAACACACCCACGACAAUCCUGCUUUUCCAAAGUGUCUGCAUCCAGUUCGCCAGACAACAGAUCAUAAGAAAUGGUUUCAACCAGGUUCCAAAGCCCUCUUCAAAGUUGAGAAGCUGUUGUCAAAUAAGAGGGUCCUUACUGAUGUGGAGAAGUUGAGCUCCAAGUACCAGACCUCAACAUUGGAGGCCUUCCACAAUAUUGUUAUACGCUUCACUCCAAAAAAUGUUGUAUUUCCAUACAUUGGCAUGUUGUGCAGGUUGUACCUGGCAGCCAUGCAUUUUAACGAAAAUGCAGGGCGUACCCAGGCCAGAACAACAUCAGGGAAACUAAGAUACAAGGUGCUAUUUCCUAAGGCCAAAAAGGGAGCACACACUGUGAAGGCAAUGAAAACACAGGCCACAUACUGUUACAUCUUCAACAUGAUGGCAUUUCUUUUCGAGGACAUAGUGCCCAACAACCAGCCAUAUGUGGAGGAGUUGCAGAAAGUUCCAGUCCCUGAUACUCUGGCAUCACAAUAUGAGCAUCCUCCCCUUGAAGAAGCCAUUGCUGCCUACGUAUCUCGGUUCAGACAAGGGGAGGUCUAA